Messenger RNA from Sarcophilus harrisii (Tasmanian devil), 2020 nucleotides. It is a transcript of the gene HPCAL4, whose product is annotated as hippocalcin like 4. Lineage: Eukaryota; Metazoa; Chordata; Mammalia; Dasyuromorphia; Dasyuridae. The record is from RefSeq and is a predicted model, not a curated record. The transcript has 5 exons. The coding region runs from base 278 to 853 and encodes 191 amino acids. Gene Ontology annotation, molecular function: calcium ion binding.
UGUCCAUGCAAAUCGGUGUCUCCUCCGAGGGGCCCGUAGUGAUAUACUGGAUUCGGAGGCAGUCCCGGCGGGGAACCAGGAGCUUGCAGUCCGUCCUCCAGCCCGCCUGUCCGUCCGUCCCGCCCCCUCACUGCCCCCGGACCCCGAGCCCCCUGCGGCCUAUCACCAGGAGGAUCUACAGACCCAUCGACAGAGAGCGGCGAGGAAGAGGAGCGCCCUCCCCCCAGCUUGUGUGAACUCCCGCCCCGGAUACCCUGGACACAGACUAGGUUGGGCCAUGGGGAAAGGAAACAGCAAGCUGGCCCCGGAGGUGCUGGAGGACCUUGUGCAGAGUACGGAGUUCAGCGAACAGGAGCUGAAACAAUGGUACAAGGGCUUCCUGAAGGACUGUCCCAGUGGCAUCCUCAACCUGGAGGAGUUUCAGCAGCUCUAUGUCAAGUUUUUCCCAUAUGGGGAUGCUUCUAAGUUUGCCCAGCAUGCCUUCCGCACCUUUGACAAGAACGGGGAUGGGACCAUAGACUUCCGGGAGUUCAUCUGUGCUCUGUCCGUCACUUCUCGGGGUAGCUUUGAGCAGAAGCUCAACUGGGCUUUUGAGAUGUAUGACCUGGAUGGAGAUGGACGUAUCACCCGCCUGGAGAUGCUGGAGAUCAUCGAGGCUAUCUACAAGAUGGUAGGUACGGUCAUCAUGAUGCGCAUGAACCAGGAUGGGCUGACCCCUCAGCAGCGUGUGGACAAGAUCUUCACCAAGAUGGAUCAGGAUAAGGACGACCAGAUCACCCUGGAAGAGUUCAAGGAAGCUGCCAAGAGUGAUCCGUCCAUUGUGCUUCUGCUGCAAUGCGACAUGCAGAAGUAGGGGGGAGGGCCUGUUCUGGCCCUCCCCCUUCCCAGGGACUCUGGGGUUCUAACCCCUCUGUCCAGGGCAUCUCUGUCCAACCUGGGCUUCCCUCUCCCUGGGGUCCUAACCCCUCUGUCCAGGGCAUCCCUGUAUCCCACCCUGGGCCUUUUUGUUUCUGGGGUCCUAAUCCCUCUGGCCAGGGUAUCCCUCUGUCCCACCCUGGGCUUCCCUGUCCCUGGGGUCCUAAACCCUCUGUCCAAGGCAUCCCUGUAUCCUAACUUCCUCUACCUAGGUCCUCCCCUCCAUCCUUUACAGGGCACUUCUGGGUCCUAACCCUAUGCCCAGGGCAUUCCCCUCCUCAGAGCCACCCUGUUUCUAACUGUCCUGGCCCUGGACAUUCUUCUCCCCACAGUCUUCCAAUGUUCCACACUUUUUUGCCCCAGGUUGUUCCCACCUCAGGGCCUCGCCACCUCCCUCCCUGGAGCCUCUGCCCACCUCUGCUCUCCCUCUCCCCAGGGAUUCCUAGGCCUUGGCUGUGGCGUACAGUACCCCUUCCAUGGGUCUCCUUCAUCCCAGGAUCUUCCAGGGGCCCAGCCCUCUUAGCCCUGGGCUCCUUCCUACUGUCACCUCUUCCCUCAACCCUACAGUUUUGCCCCUGAUUCCCCCUCCUUUCCUUUUGAACUUGCUGGCAGAGCUUAGGGGCAGGCCUUGAGGAGGGGGAUAUUCCUAGCCCCAGAUCCAUCACGUCCUGAUCCAAUACUCUAUUACUGGGUCCCUGGCCAGAUUUUUUCCCAGGGAGAUCUCCCUGUUCCUGGUAAGGGAAUCCCCCCAGGAAACACUUUGGUAUAAUAUAGAGUCCUUGAUUCAGAGACAGGGGCCAGGAUUUAAGACCUGACUCUACUCCUUCCUGGUUACGUGACCCUGGGCAAAUCACUUUGUCACUCUGAGCCUCAGUUUCCCCAUCAGCAAAAUGAGGGGGUUGGACUAGAUGAUCCCUAAGGGACUUUAGCUUUCAAUCUUACCAGCCUAUGAAUCUUUUCUAGAGCUUCCUUCCCCAUCUUCCCAUGGGAAACCCCCCAAAUCCUAAACCAAAAGGACCGGCUCACUCCUGACUGAAUGCAUUGGAGGUGGGGAGAAGAUAAAGGGACCAACUGGGCUUAAAGUGAACAUCUGUUCCCAUCUCGA